AUGCAUCUCAAAAACCAUUCAAGUUGUUGGACUAACUCCUGGCUUAAUGAUAAAACUUACACUGCCGGUGUGCCAGCUAACUGGAUUUUGGAUUUUAAUGCGGAAACUUUUAAUCCAAUCACUGAAGACGAUGACCAGUCUUAUGUUGCGCAGUGGCGGGAGAGCAAAUCCGGCAAAAUACCCAAACGAGGUUGGAAAUUCUACGAUGCCAAAGUCAUAAAAGUUUCAAAUAAUCUUAAGUCACUGGAAAGGGAACUCGAUUUACUAGACGGUGAUGUUUCUCCUCUUCGUCCAGAACGUCCUGAUAAUGAAUCUAUUGAACAUUCAGGCAAGAGAAAUUUGGAGUUUGAGUACGAUAAAAAACAAGGAAAGGGAAAGAGAAGCAAAGACGAAACCUCACGAACUUCAACAUCAUACGAAACUCCAGUUGUCAAAAAAUCAAAACCGACUACUGUGAGUUCAGAAGUGUAUCCACAUGGCCAGACUAGUCAUCGUAAUGUUCCCAGAGAAAAAACACCGGAUUUGGAAUCUCACGAUUCAGAUAACUUUGAUGAUGUUGUGAAUGACCAAUCACAUCCUGAAGACGACCGAUCAUUGAAGCAGAUAUUGCUAAACUUGUCAUCCGAAGACAUAAAAUUGGUUAAAAGAGUCCAACUUAACAUGUUAAGAGCUCAAGAAGCUAAUCCAGCUAGACAAACCAAUCAACAAGUUGAAAUUGGUCACCAAGGGUCAAACGUGUUUGUCACUCAGCAGCAAUGGGAUACAGCAAACUCUAGAGAUACUUACUGGUCGAUGGGUGUUUCACUAAUUCAUGCACUAUUCGACACAGAAGUUUUGCUGGAAAGUAACCUAAGAGGUGGUCUCAGCAAAAUAGAUAAAAAUGCUCCUAAAAGAUCUGCGUUGAACCCCCACAUUGUAACGGCUAUUACUGGUAAACCAUGA
Messenger RNA from Cotesia congregata, 942 nucleotides. Lineage: Eukaryota; Metazoa; Arthropoda; Insecta; Hymenoptera; Braconidae. The record is from the annotation of a GenBank genome assembly.